AGUUCUUCCCCCCGGGGGGACAUGAUUGUGACCAUCCUAUGCCGAUGGGAAUAGAGGGACGAGCUGUCAUGACAGACAUGAGCGCCGGGACAAUGGAGAGGUGGGCGAAAUGGCAGUGGGGGGUGUAUAAGAGGAGGAAGGAUUAGAGUUCAGAGUGGUGGAUGUUUGGAGGAACUUAGAGACAAUCUUCUCAGGUACCUGAUGAAAUAAGCCCAUGUGUAGCAGGAUGGGCACAUUUGUGACCCUGACGGAGGUGCUAGAGGCCCGGGGUUCACCCCUGGAAGAGGACGAAGUCUGGUGUCUGCUGCUGGCCACCGCUGAUGCCUUACUGGACAUCUCCAAAAAAGGUCCAGGUAAUAUGUGUACUGUGUUGAGCCCUGGCUCAAUGCUACUGUCAGCCAAUGGGAGCCUGGCCUUCAAGAGCUGCGCACGAAGUGAAGACGUGGCUUCUUACACAGCUCCCGAGGUCCAGCAGGGUCUCACUGCUUCCACCAGGGCUGCUGCUGAAAAGGUGGUAGUAUACUCACUGGGAAUGACUCUUUACUGGUGCGCCGAUUAUCACCUACCUCAGAAUCAGCCAGUCCAGAUAAGCACAGAGCUGGAGGGUUUGCUGCUGAGCAUGUGUGAGGACAUGGCGGUGAGGAGGACCGACCUGCUGACGGUGCUGGAGACCUGCGAGUUCCAUCACAAGUCCUCCAUGCUGCCAUCCCCAGAGCGCCUCAUCAGGCAGCUGGUAGAGGACGUCUACAGAAACUCAGCCGACCACGUGGCCAUGACCGAAAACGGAUCCCAGCUAACAGACCGCAGUCAGAUGGUCAGGGAUAGAUUACACAGAGGUUCUUUCAGUAACUCGACAUGGACCCUAAAAAAGAAGAUCCACAGAACCUUUUCAGGAACAUCGUAUCCAGCUGAUACUACAGGGAUUCCCUCGGGAGGUCGGCUCAGAGAAAGUUACCCCAGCUGGCAGCAUUUGAACCGUACCCCCUGCAGCCCAUACAUGGAUGGCAAUCGAACUACCAGUGCAAGAUCCCUCCCGCAGUUCGAGUCCGCAAUGAGUUUGAACGAUAAGAAAAUGAAAGACAUGGGGCCUGAGUUUCUCAGAGCUUUAGAGGAACCCCUUGUCGUUUUGGAACUACCUGGAUCCAUCCUGACAAAGAAAGGGAAAUCUCCAGCCACCCAUAGAGAGCUCAGUGUGGUGAUGCCAAAUGGUCAAAGCAUCCUGGUCAAGUGUGAAGUGAAAACCAGAGGAGGGGAUGUGUUUGACAUGAUCGUGGCUCAUUCAAACCUGGUGGAACACUUCUAUUUUGGCCUUGCAUAUAUAGAUGAUAAUGAGUUUUUCUUCAUUGAUAAUGACACCAAGAUUUCCAAAGUGGCUCCAGAUAGCUGGAAGAAAGUGCCUACAACAACUUUUGUCCUUUUCUUCAGGAUCAAAUUCUUUGUGAACAACAUUUCUCUUCUUUUGCACAAACAGACCCGUCACCAGUUCUACCUCCAGCUAAGGAGGGACCUUUUAGAAGACAGACUGUCCUGCCAUGAGGAGACUGCUCUGUAUCUGGGAGGUCUGGCCUUGCAGACAGAGUAUGGAGACUGCAUGCCUGAGGUGUACGGUAGAAACUACUACCGACCUGACCAGUACGUCUCCAAGAGUGUGAUGGAGAAACGUGCCUUGCCUUACGUUCAGGCAGAGCUGCUGAGACUUCAUGCCAAUAACGCCCAAAUGCUCACAGAUGAAUCAGAGCUUGAAUUUCUGAAGAUUUGUCAGCAGUUGCCUGAAUACGGCGUCUUGUUCCACCGUGUGAUACGGGAGAAAAGGCCUUCGGACGGAGAGAUUGUUCUCGGAGUUUGUGCCAAAGGUGUCAUCAUCUACGAGGUUAAAGAUGGCUGCCGGUCCACCGCUCAGAAUUUCUUCUGGAGGGAGACGGCUACCAUCUCCUCUAGCAAGCGAAAAUUUAUAAUCGAGUGCCGGGGCAGCCGGAAGAAAUACAACUUUAUCACAGAGAGGUCCAGGAUAGCCAAGUACUUGUGUAACCUCUGUUCUGCGCAGCACAAGUUUAACAAUGAGAUGAGCUCCCGGCAGCUAAGCCACAGCCUGGUCUCAGAAACGCCGCCUAAACUGGGCACUCCUUCGGAGAGGGAAGUCAUCUGUGUUUCACUGAAGAAAGACCCAAAACUAGGCUUGGGUAUAGUUAUAGUCGGAGAGGACACAAUAGGCCGCUAUGACUUGGGCAUUUUUAUCGCCUCCAUUGUGCCUGGAGGACCUGCAGACAAGGACGGACGCAUCAGACCAGGGGGUCGUCUGAUAUCCCUGAACCACGUCAGCCUGGAGGGCGUCACUUUUAGCGAGGCAGGAGAGGUCAUGGAGGGCAGCCCUGAGGAAGUGCAGCUCAUCGUCUCUCAGCCUAAAGUCCCACUAAGUCCCACCAGCGUUCGCUCUCCUGUGUUGAGAAAAUAUGGGUCCCAGACUACGCUGAUGACAGAUGGACGUUCAGGAGACGAUAGCCUGGAUGAGAUCGUCUCCGUCAUGAUGACACCAAAGGCCUCCAACAGGCUGCACGUCCCACGAGACGUUCGAGCCCUCAGUACACAGGACGGCUGCCCUAUACCUCCAUCUCUGAACUGUGUGGGGUCAGAGGAGAUUUCUGUGGAGCUCAGGAAGAUCUCUGGAAAUCUGGGCAUCAGCAUCUCUGGUGCAGCAAACACUAACAUUCAAAAUGGGGGAAUCUACAUCAAGAGCCUCGUUCCCGGAGGGGCAGCAGAGAGAGACGGACGUUUACACACAGGUGAUAGAAUUUUGGAGGUUGAUGGGAUUAACUUUCAUGGCUUCACCUACCAGCAGGCCGUGGAGUGUCUGGGUAAAACCGGGGAGGUGGUCUACUUUGUUGUGAGACGGGAGUCAGUCAACCUGCCUAAGGUUUCUGUGAUUGCUGAUGCAGACAGUCCGGUCUCCAAUCAAAGAGUUCGUCAAACCACCAGCCAUCUGAGACUCAACAGUUCGUCAUCCCUCAGCUCUCCCACAAGCACGAGGUCUGACCGUUCCAGAGGCUACAGCUUCGUCACUGAUGAAAAUGUUAAGGAGGUGACUCUGACCAAAGACGUCAAUGGUCUGGGAUUUAGCUUCCUGAUGUGUGAGCUGGACCCACCCACCAAGGCCUUCAGCAGCCUGGUCCGGAUAAAGCAGCUCUUCCCUGGCCAGCCUGCGGAGCAAAGCGGCAGAAUUCAGGAGGGAGAUGUCCUGCUGGCUAUCAACGGCCACUCGCUAAAGGAGCUGUCCUAUCCAAAAGUGCUAAAGCUGUUCAAGAAUUCCCCAGCUGAAGUGAGGCUAACUCUCUGUCGGCCGUCGCCAGGGAUUCUCCCUUCCAUGGACCAUUUCAGCGGCACCUGAUCCACCUUUUGAGCUUUUCACCAGCACUGGCGUUUUGAAGCAACAUCAUGCUUUCAGAUGAAGCAGGAGGUGGUGAUGGAUACUGAAGGCUUGCGGUUGUUCUGACCUGUUAGCAGAAUGCUGUUGGCACUGUGAAAAGUGAGAAUAGCAGAGGACAGAAAACUGAGUCAGAGAGUUUUCUCUCAGGUGCCAAUACAACCUAAAACCUCACAGUGUGUCUGAGGAUAGAGGAACCUGAUCCCAGGAAACAUCAUGACUGAAAGAAGAAGAAGUCCAACACAGAAGUUUCCACCAAUAGAAGAAGAAAACUGAAGUGACGAGAACAAAACAUUGUUUAAAACAUUGCUUUAUUGGGCUUACAUUCUGU
This is a messenger RNA of Xiphophorus maculatus (southern platyfish), 3749 nucleotides long. It is a transcript of the gene frmpd2, whose product is annotated as FERM and PDZ domain containing 2. NCBI's taxonomy places the organism in Eukaryota, Metazoa, Chordata, Actinopteri, Cyprinodontiformes, Poeciliidae. The record is from RefSeq and is a predicted model, not a curated record. Gene Ontology annotation, molecular function: protein binding. The coding region runs from base 215 to 3382 and encodes 1055 amino acids. Gene Ontology annotation, cellular component: cytoskeleton. The transcript has 28 exons.